ACUGUCGGCAGCCACGGCAGAUUCACAUACACGAAGCACAAUUAAACUCAUAUGGACACAGCCCACCCCUCCUAGGACGAUACAAGCGAGAGGGACUGGAGAGACUUUUCGCCAUGGAGGCUCUCCUGGAUUUCAACAAGCCCAUAGAUGUGGGCUUGCUCGAUGCAGCUGUUAGUGCCUCGAUGACAUCGGUGGCGGGGGGCGAAGCGCAGAGAGCUGCCGCGGAAAAGCUGCUUCUCGAGUUUCAGGAGCACCCGCAAGCCUGGACGCGCGUUGACACGAUUCUGGAGGUGUCGCAGAACCAGCCCACCAAGUACUUCGCGCUGCAGAUCCUCGAGAACGUAAUUCGUUUCAAGUGGGGAGCGCUGCCGCUGGAGCAGCGUGAUGGAAUCAAGAACUACCUUUCAAACCUCAUUAUCCGGUUCUCCCAGACCGAGGAGCUGCUCCGCAAGGAGAGCACCUUCGUCAACAAGCUCAACAUCUUGCUGGUCCAAAUUCUGAAGCACGACUGGCCGGCGCGCUGGAAGAGCUUUAUCCCCGACCUCGUAGCAGCUUCCCGCACCAGCGAGACGCUGUGCGAAAACAGCAUGAAAAUUCUCAAGCUUCUCAGCGAGGAGGUGUUCGACUUCGCCCGACUGGACCUCACGCAGGCCAAAACGAAGGAGCUCAAGCAAACGCUCACGAUGGAAUUCAAAGCUAUCCACGAGCUGUGCGUGUUCGUGCUGAACAACACGCGCAAGCCUGAGCUCAUUCGGGCCACGCUGGAGACGCUCAGCGUGUUCCUGACCUGGGUGCCGCUGGGCUACAUCUUCGAGGGGAACCUGCUGGAGAUGCUGCUGCAGCUGUUUCCCCAGGCGCCCUUUCGCAACGUGGCGCUGCAGUGCCUGACAGAGGUCGGCUCCCUGCAGAUGGCGACGGAGUUCAACCCGCACUUCGCCAAGUUUUACACCUACUUCAUGCAGCAGCUGCUCAUGGUGGUGCCGCCCAGCGUCAACAUCCCGGAGGCGUAUGAGAAGGGCACGGACGACCAGCAGAAGUUCGUGCAGAACCUGGCGCUGUUCUUCACCAGCUUCUUCAAGGCGCACAUCGGCAUCCUGGAGACGCCGGAGACGCAGCAGCAGCUGCUGGCGGGGCUGGACUACCUGGUCAACAUCUCGUACGUGGACAACACCGAGGUCUUCAAGACCUGCCUGGACUACUGGAACUUCUUCGUGCCGGACAUCUACACCUCCUCCUGCUCCGCCACGGACCCGGCGGGCGUGACGUUCAUGUUCGCGCCGCCCACCACGGUGGGCCUGCCGCCGGCCCAGGGCCGCAAGCUGCUGUACCGGCCCGUGCUGUCCAAGCUGCGGCAGCUUAUGAUCUGCCGCAUGGCCAAGCCCGAGGAGGUGAUCGUGGUGGAGGACGAGAACGGCAACAUUGUGCGCGAGACGAUGAAGGACAACGACGUUCUGGCGCAGUACAAGUCCAUGCGCGAGACGCUGGUGUACCUGUGCCACCUGGAUUACGACGACACGGAGCAGCAGAUGCUGGAGAAGCUGCGCAUGCAGCAGCUCGCGGGCGCCAAGUGGACCUGGGGCGCGCUCAACACGCUGUGCUGGGCCAUCGGCUCAAUCGCCGGCUCCAUGGCUGACGAGCAGGAGAACCGCUUCCUGGUCACUGUCAUCCGCGACCUGCUCAACCUGUGCGAGGUGACGCGCGGCAAGGACAACAAGGCCGUCAUCGCCUCCAACAUCAUGUACGUGGUGGGCCAGUACCCCAAGUUCCUGCGCGCCCACUGGAAGUUCCUGAAGACCGUGGUCAACAAGCUGUUCGAGUUCAUGCACGAGACGCACCCCGGCGUGCAGGACAUGGCCUGCGACACGUUCCUCAAGAUCUGCAACAAGUGCCGGCGCAAGUUUGUGGUGCUGCAGGUGCAGGAGCGCGAGCCCUUCAUCUGUGAGCUGCUGACGGCGCUGACGGACACGAUCCAGGACCUGCAGCCGCACCAGAUCCACACCUUCUACGAGGCGGUGGGCCUCAUGAUCGGCGCCGAGAGCGACCCCGUCAAGCGCGACGACUACCUGCACCGGCUUAUGGGUCCCCCCAACACCACGUGGAGCCAGAUCCUGGCGCAGGCGCGCGCCAACCCCGAGGUGCUCAAGCAGCAGGAGGUGGUCAAGUCCAUCCAGAACGUGCUGCAGACCAACGUGUCGGUGUGCUCCAGCCUGGGGCAGCCCUUCCUGGUGCAGUUCAACGUCAUCUUCGCGGACAUGCUGCAGGUGUACAAGCUGUACUCGGAGCUGAUCAGCCAGGCCAUCGCCACGGGCGGCGCCAACGCGGCGCGCACCACGUUCGUCAAGUACAUGCGCUCGGUGAAGAAGGUGGCGCUCAAGCUGAUUGAGACGUUUGUGGACAAGUGCGACGACCCGCAGCUGCUGGCCAGCCAGUACCUGCCGGCCAUGAUGGACCCGCUGCUGGGAGACUACGCCCGCAGCGUGCCGGACGCACGCGACGCCGAGGUGCUGAGUCUCAUGGCUGCCAUCAUCAACAAGCUGCGCCAACUGAUGGAGCCCGAGGUGCCGCGCGUGUUCGAGGCGCUGUUCGAGUGCACGCUCACCAUGAUCACGCGCAACUUCGAGGACUACCCCGAGCACCGCCUGCAGUUCUUCGCGCUGCUGCACUCCAUCGUCAACUCAUGCUUCAACACGCUGUUCCUGAUGAGCGCGGCGCAGCUGAAGCUGGUGAUCGACUCGAUUGUGUGGGCGUUCCGGCACACGGAGCGCAACGUGGCGGAGACGGGCCUGGCGCUGCUGCACGACCUGCUGGUGCAAUUCGCCGGCUCUGAGUACGCGACGCAGUUCCACCAGACCUACUACCUGCACCUGCUCAACGAGAUCCUGGCCGUCAUGACGGACUCCUUCCACAAGCCCGGCUUCAAGAGCCAGGCGCGCAUCCUGCACCACCUGUUCACUAUCCUGGACGCCAACGUGGUUAAGGCGCCGCUGUGGGACGUGGCCGCCAAGGGGCCCGGCGCCUUCCCCAACAACGCCGCCUUCGUGCGCGUGCACGUCAUCGGCCUGCUGUCGACCUCCUUCCCCAACCUCACGCAGCCGCAGGUGACUGCCUGCGUGUCGGGCAUGUUCGAGUACAAGGACUUUUCGGCCUUCAAGCACCACCUGCGCGACUUCCUGGUGCAGACCAAGCAGUUCGCCAGCCAGGACAAUGCGGACCUGUUUGCGGAGGACGUGGAGAAGACGGUGGUGGAGCAGCGCGAGCAGCGGCAGCGCGUCAUGGCCAACAUCCCGGGCAUGAUCCCGCAGGCUGAGACCAUGGCCGCGGAGGACAUGAACGACUCCUAGGCAUCACACGCCGGGCGACAGCCUUUGCCGGCUGCGCGCGAGAUCGAUUGCCGUCGGUCGGCGCAUGACGAUUGCUGAGUAAACAUCUGGCGCCUGUUGGGUCUCCGCACGGGUCUCAGCCGUGUGCAGGGGCCCCCGGGGCCAGAGCAUGGACUUGCAACCCCCGGGAAGUUCAUGGACUCUCAGUUGUGCGUAUGCGGCAGCCGUAGUCAUUGAGGCUAUGGUAGCUGCGGCACGGCCGGGGUCGUGGACGGCAGGGAUAGUUCGUUCGACUGUACAGCAUGUAGUUUUGACACACACUCAACGGCUCGACUGGCAAGAUGGGUACACGGGAACGAGUCCUUGGGGCCAGGUAGUACCAUAUGCAAUGAAGUCCGCCGGCAUUGCUCAAUCAUUCUCGGCGAUGCGCUGGCGGCUUCCUUGAUCAUUGGUUGGGAUAUGCGCGACUGGCGUUGUUCAAGGUCAAGCUUACAUCUUGUAUGGGGAUAGGGGAUAGGUUGCGAUAGUGUUGUGAGGACAGGCAAGCACUGCCAGGCAGGUGCCGGGCUUGGUAGGGUUGAUGCCAGUAGCAUAGGUUAAGCAUGAAAAAGUGCACGCGUGUUCAGGUGUGUUGGGGGUACACAAUCCGCAGUUCAAGUAGGGGCUCGUUGCUUCACGUGUUGGCAGGAUAUGAGGCUGCUGCACGGCGCUGCCGCUGUCCGGUUGACUUGGGUGAGAGCAUUGGGUGUCUGCUCGUGACGAAGGAUGAGCCGAGUAGCCCAAGGUAGUCGGAGCCUGGGCGAAUCCACAGAAGCAACCCGGUGCAGUCGCGUGCGCGCGGAUGCACAGGGCUGCUCAUUCAAUGCGAAUGCGAUGAUGGAGCGGAGGACCAACGAAAUUGGCCCGUGGAGCUGAGCGAUGGUAUUUUCAGUAUGCCCGUAUAAACUUGCGGCCGGAGGAUCCUGCGGGGCCCGCCGGCCGCAGAGAUGGGCCAUGAAGGCACACACACCGAUCGAGCUUGCCUGUCUGCGGCACAUGCGGGUGGUCAAGCUCGGUCCUAUUGCGGAUUGAUGAAUACAGAGGAGUGAGUGUGGUGGCGAUGUGGAUGCGGAGUGAGGGGAAUUCGACACCGAUUCGCGUGCGUGGCUAGGACUUCGCCGUGGCUAGCUGCGUGCGCGAACCGGUGUCUCCAAAGGUUGAUGUUUGCACUCGUGUGAACCAACUGACGGGCACGACCACAAGGUACGGCCCCACAAUUGCUGCUGGAGUGAAGGUCACAGCUCGAGGCUCUCGCCUGGGUUGAAUCAGUAGCUUCACUUCUGCCUCGGGUCCUAUCGGCUGGUCUAGCUCGUAGGGUGUGUGACUGGGGCGGCACUGCGGAUACGAACUGGAGGGUGCAAUUUCGGCUGAUCCCGCCUGUGUGUGUAUGCUGUGCUAGUGCCUGGCGCAACCCAACGGACAGGGAUAGGCCGACAGGAUGCGAGAGGAUUUGGACCAGCAUGUUGUAAUCCAACUCUAAA
This is a messenger RNA of Chlamydomonas reinhardtii, 4840 nucleotides long. RefSeq lists its product as uncharacterized. The record is from RefSeq and is a predicted model, not a curated record. Gene Ontology annotation, molecular function: nuclear export signal receptor activity; small GTPase binding. Gene Ontology annotation, biological process: ribosomal small subunit export from nucleus; ribosomal large subunit export from nucleus; protein export from nucleus. Bases 114 to 3341 code for a protein of 1075 amino acids. The transcript has 18 exons. Gene Ontology annotation, cellular component: nucleus; cytoplasm. Lineage: Eukaryota; Viridiplantae; Chlorophyta; Chlorophyceae; Chlamydomonadales; Chlamydomonadaceae.